Molecule: messenger RNA, 1397 nt
Organism: Spodoptera exigua (beet armyworm)
Lineage: Eukaryota; Metazoa; Arthropoda; Insecta; Lepidoptera; Noctuidae
Source: the annotation of a GenBank genome assembly
AUCCAGUUCAGUUUGUUGUUGAAUAGGUUAAAGAACUAAAGAAAGACAUAUUGGAAAACCAAGUUAAUGGACUUGUAAGUACUUGUUUGAGUGCAAUUAUGGCAAAAGUGAAAACUUGGAAAACUAAGGCGGAUGUGUUGAAUGAUAUAGCAGAGGCUACAGGCAUGGCACCAAGGAAUCAUGAUAUAGCCGCACAGUACAUAGUUGUGGGAGAUGCACCACCACCACCAUUAUUCAUGGAAGAUGAAGAUCCCGAGAUGAACCUGAUGUUCGGAGACUCAUACAGAAGAUCGUCAGUAACAGAGAACACAGGCCCUGAUUGUGCCGGCAUCCUGCAAUUGUUAGAAAUGGUGCGGAACUCGGAACGCAAUGAUGACGACGAAGAUGCCGAUGGCAUCGGUGAUCAACUCAAUUACGAAAUUACUAUUCGUAAACCAAAGACUGAUUCAUUAUUAAAUCCCAAUGUCAAGGAAUUCGUACCGAAAGGUGCUGGGAAAAAAAAUAGUAAUGUGUUGCAUGCAAAUGGUGUUGCACAGAAUGGCAGGGCGGGAAUGACAAGCGAACAGGAACGCGACAAUGGUAGUAGCAAUAGUGUCACGGCAGAGACAGGCACACAAGCGAGCUACGAACAUAUUACGACUGCUCUCAAGAACACUAUAAGUGAGGCGGCUCACUCAGACAACCAGUCGUUCCAUUUGAAAAAACAAAAAAACGUUGCAAUCGCAACAUUGUUGCGGCUCUACGCCAACAACAACAACACCAGCUCAAAACCAGACGUUAAGCUAUGGACUCCAGAGCAAUUUGAAAAGAAAAAAGACGACAGUUCAGAUGUUAAGAUAGAAGAAAGCAACGCAACUACCGAAGUACAAGCUUCAUCUUCGAUUCAAAUCGAGCCCAUUACGAGUCCAGACAGCAGUAACAGUAUCGGCCCAGCAAGAGCCCUAGAACAGAACUCGGAGAUGAGAGAAUCAAUUGAGAAAGUCAACCAUUGGUUUAACAUGCCAGUCCAGAAAAAACAAACAAAAUCUCUUUACCUAGGUCCUAUAUCUUUUAAAAGAAAGGAUCCAGUGGUAAAGGCCAGCACAUCUCCACAACCCAGUACAACAUCCAAGUCGGACAGUCCAUCGACAACAAUUAAACUGUACAAACCGACUAAGUUUGCUGCGGACUUGGGGAAGCAGUAUCUUGAGCGCAGCCAACAGAAGCAAAGAGAUGAAGAACUAAAUGUCAACUGGGCGAACCUCGGUGAUGUUCUAGAAAAAAAGGACAUGGCUAUUAGAAAACGGUUGGAAGCGCAAAUGUCGCCUUGCACAAGCAAUGCCGACUCGUAACUCCCGCAGUGACAAUAAUUGCUAUUAAGUAAGAGCUUAGUUGAAUGGUCGGAACCACUACCUAUU